CCCCCCAGCCCGCCCGUUCCGGGAAGCGGCGCUGCGGGCCAUGGCGCGGGCGGUGCUGGCGCUGGGGGACAGCCUGCAGGCCGAGGCCACCUGCCCCAUCUGCCUGGAGCUGUUCUCCCAGCCGCUCAUCACCGAGUGCGGCCACAACUUCUGCGGGCCGUGCGCGGCGGAGCUGCUGGGGACCCCCCCGCGCGCCGCCCCCUGCCCGCAGUGCCGCCGGCCCGUGGCCCCGGGCUCCCUGCGCCCCAACCUGUCGCUGGGGGCCGUGGCGGAGCUGGCGGGGGCCCUGGAGGAGGAGGCGCGGCGGCCCCGCUGCCCGGAGCACGGCGAGGAGCUGCGGCUGUUCUGCGAGAGCUGCCGGUGUCCGCUGUGCCCGCUGUGCCGGGAGCGGCCCCCGCACCGCCAGCACGCGGCCCGGCCCGCCGCGGAGGCGGCCCCGGAGCUGCGGGAGACACUCCAGAGCAACCUGGUUUUUCUACAAAAACAGAAAGAAGAAUUUAAGCCUGGAGGAGAAAAGCAAAGCGAUGCCCUGCUGGGGACAGUGGCCUCGGAGCGGCAGCGGCUGCGGGACACGUUCCAGGAGCUGCAGCAGUUCCUGUGGGAGCAGGAGGCCGUUCUGCAGUCACAGCUCGACCAGGCGCACAGGGAGCUCGCCGAGGAGCGACAACAAUACAUCUCCAGCGUUUCGGAGAGAAAAUCACUGCUGGACACGCUUAUUGUGGAAAUAGAGAAGAAACGUGACCAGCCGGUGGUGGAAUUCCUCACGGAUGUUGGCAAAACCCUGAGCAGCUGCGAGGCGGCGAAGGCCCCGAUCCCAGAGCCGGUUUCCCCGGAGCUGCAGAGGACAGUUCAGAGCCUCUUGGAGACGAGCCAGCUGGUCCUGGGUGCCAUGGCCAAAUUCAAAGUGAACCUGCUGAGCGAGAUGGACAGAGAAAGGGUGAAGGUGACGCUGGACCCCGAAACGGCGAGUCCCUACCUGAUCCUCUCGAGGGACUGUAAAACCGUGCGGCUGGGAGACAGACAGCAGAACCUCCCUGACACCCCCCAGAGAUUCACGGGCAGCCCCAGUGCCCUGGGCUCCCAGGGGUUCGCGGCUGGGAGGCACUACUGGGAGCUGGAGGUGGGGGACGGGGACAGCUGGGCCGUGGGGGUGGCCGCAGAGUCCGUGCGGAGGAAGGACUCGCUCACCAUGGCCAUGGGGAAGAUCUGGGCGCUGCGGCGGGACUGGGAUCGUCAGUACACGGCGCUGCACAUGCCCCCCGCCCCGCUGGCGCUGGAGGAAGAGCCCCGGAGAAUCAGGGUCCACCUGGACUACGAAGCGGGUGAAGUGACGUUCUACAACGCGGAGAACAUGGCACAGAUCUUGCAGUUCAAGGCUUCCUUCACUGAGAAGGUCUUCCCGUACUUUUGGCUCUGGUCACAAGAAACCUCCAUCCAGGUGUGUGCCUGACGGGGUCUGAUGUGUCCUGGUGCCCCAUCCUUGGCCACCUGAGCAGGUGACAGGGGUAGGAAUGAUGCAGCAUUGAGCUGCAAACUUGCUGCAGCUCUGCCUGGGCUGUAUCCUCCCUGUGCAUCACUGCACCUCCUCCUGCCAAAUCCUUUGGAGCAUUAAAAAUGUGCUGUUGUUCUGCC
This is a messenger RNA of Columba livia (rock pigeon), 1632 nucleotides long. RefSeq names its product E3 ubiquitin-protein ligase TRIM7. Gene Ontology annotation, biological process: protein ubiquitination. Lineage: Eukaryota; Metazoa; Chordata; Aves; Columbiformes; Columbidae. Gene Ontology annotation, molecular function: ubiquitin protein ligase activity; zinc ion binding; protein binding. The coding region runs from base 41 to 1450 and encodes 469 amino acids. The transcript has 7 exons. The record is from RefSeq and is a predicted model, not a curated record. Gene Ontology annotation, cellular component: cytoplasm.